Rhincodon typus (whale shark) is the source of this 2518-nucleotide messenger RNA. RefSeq names its product neurotrypsin. The transcript has 14 exons. Gene Ontology annotation, cellular component: membrane. The coding region runs from base 67 to 2433 and encodes 788 amino acids. Gene Ontology annotation, molecular function: serine-type endopeptidase activity. NCBI's taxonomy places the organism in Eukaryota, Metazoa, Chordata, Chondrichthyes, Orectolobiformes, Rhincodontidae. Gene Ontology annotation, biological process: proteolysis. The record is from RefSeq and is a predicted model, not a curated record.
UGGCAAUCCUGCUUUCUUCUACUCUGGACACAUUUUGGAACCCCAUGACUAGGAUGUAAUUUCAGAAUGUUCUUUGCUUCGAUCCUCUCCACAAUCCUGCAUUACUGUUCCGCGGCAGCCGAGAUUGCACAGACCCAUCCAGCAAAAGACAACCAUCUGGCAGCUGUUAACUGGUGUUUGGGUGGUUUUGCUAAGCUGGGUUAUUACACUGGGUCGGUAACAUACACUGUGACCGGGGAAGAGUGCCUGAAGUGGACCGAAUUCCCAGACUAUGUCCAGCAGUAUCCCAACAAGGGACUUGGCGAUCACAACUUCUGCCGUAACCCUGAUGGUGAACCAGUUCCAUGGUGUUUUUACAGGAAGAGAACGGGGUCCAUCAGCUGGUCAGAAUGUGACUGCAAUCAUGGUGCCAUCCGACUGAGUGGAGGAGCUGGUCAACAUGAGGGAAGGGUGGAGUUACUGUACAAUGGACAAUGGGGCACUGUCUGUGACAAGACCUGGGAUGAUAGAGAUGCCAGUGUGGUUUGUCGUCAGCUAAGCUUAAGUGAAAUAGGUGUGGCCAAGAGGAAUUCAUGGUUCGGUGCAGGAUCAGGUCCCAUUCACAUGGACGGUGUUCACUGUCGGGGCGACGAGGCUGCCUUGCUGCAAUGUCGAAACAGCACAUUAGCGAGUGGAGCCUGCAGACAUGACAGUGAUGCAGGGGUUGUGUGUGGACUUCCAGAAGGUAAAAGUCAGAAUGGUACUGCCAAGGCUUGGAUGUGGUCCCACUUUGGCCAUGGCUCUGGUCCGAUCCUAUUGGAUGACAUUGAGUGCACUGGCAAUGAACUGCACUUGGAUGAGUGUGAGAAAAGCAAUUGGAGGCAACACAACUGUGAGCAUGCAGAAGAUGCGGGCGUCUCCUGCAACCCAUUUGCAGAUGGUGCCAUACGACUAGCUGGAGGCCGAGACUCCAGUGAGGGGAGGUUGGAAGUCUAUCGCAAUGGAGCCUGGGGUACAGUGUGUGAUGACAGAUGGACUGACCUGAAUGCCAGGGUCGUUUGCAGGCAGCUUGGAUUCAGUGGCCCAGGGAUUGUAGCACCAGAGGCUAAGUUUGGACAAGGGACUGGCUUCAUACUCCUGGAUGAAGUGGUCUGCACAGGGACUGAACCGAACCUCCUGGGUUGUGCUCGGAGCAACUGGGGCCAACAUGACUGCUCGCAUCACGAGGAUGUUGGCGUGAUAUGUGCACAGCAAGAUACCAACAAAAUAAGCGAGCCCAGUAUAGGGCCAGCUAUCCGCCUUGUGGAUGGAGAGAACAACAAAGAGGGGCGUGUGGAGGUGUACCUUCACGGAGAGUGGGGAAGUGUCUGUGAUGACGGUUGGACAGACAGGGAUGCAAGAGUUGUCUGCAGGCAGCUGGGCUACAGUGGCCAAUCCAAAGCCAGAACAAUGGCCUACUUUGGGGAGGGCCACGGACCUAUCCACUUGGACAACGUAAGAUGCACCGGCCAUGAGAAUUCCCUGGAUGAGUGCAGCACACCUGGCUUUGGAAUCCAUAACUGCUGGCACGGGGAAGAUGCAGGAGUCAUCUGCGAUUAUAAGGAGGAUGCUCUCGAGGAGCUUAGCAGUGGUGGUUCUUUGCCUUCAGUGUGUGGUCUCCGUUUGAUAAAUCGUCGCAGAAAGCGGAUUAUUGGAGGGAAUAAGUCAAUCAGAGGGGGCUGGCCAUGGCAAGCUUCACUGAGGCACAAGACAUUUUACCGAGAGAGUCGUUUACUGUGUGGAGCCACACUAAUCAACAACUGCUGGGUGUUGACGGCUGCUCACUGCUUCAAGAGGUUUGGUAAUGAGACGCGACAUUACUACAUUCGAGUCGGUGAUUACCACACGGCGGUGGAGGAUGAGUACGAACGAGAAAUCCCUAUUGAAAGGAUUGUUACACACAAGAACUACAAGCCAGACAGCAGUGACAAUGAUAUAGCGCUGGUCAGAAUGAAAGGGAAGGAAGGACAUUGUGUGACAUUCAAUCAGUAUGCAACUCCAGUCUGUCUGCCGGCCAGAAAGGAACGGAUCAGAAUAAACAAGCAUUCCUGCUAUAUCACUGGCUGGGGAGAUACAGGAAGAUCCUACUCAAGAACGUUACUGCAAGGUGCGGUCCCCUUACUGCCAAAGAAGAUCUGCAAGAGCCGCUACAGUGACAAGUUCACCCCCCGCAUGAUUUGCGCGGGCAAUCUGUCCGAGCACAAGCGGGUUGAUAGUUGCCAGGGCGACAGUGGUGGCCCUCUAAUGUGCCAGCGCACGGGAGGACGUUGGGUCAUCUUAGGCAUCACAUCAUGGGGCUAUGGAUGUGGACAGAGAGAUUCUCCCGGCGUUUACACAAAGGUGGCCAAAUUCGUCUCUUGGAUCAAGAAAGUGACGGAAACUAAAGUAAAAGGACAAGAAAAGCCGGUGAGCUAGCGAGCUCCGAAGGAAUAGCAUGUCCGGGAAGGAUGGCCAGGGGUGGUGGGCAAGGAAACAAUAAGCUGCUGGAUUAAUUUCUUAC